Messenger RNA from Armigeres subalbatus, 2524 nucleotides. RefSeq names its product putative zinc finger protein 840. Gene Ontology annotation, cellular component: chromosome. NCBI's taxonomy places the organism in Eukaryota, Metazoa, Arthropoda, Insecta, Diptera, Culicidae. The transcript has 14 exons. The record is from RefSeq and is a predicted model, not a curated record. Gene Ontology annotation, molecular function: chromatin insulator sequence binding. Gene Ontology annotation, biological process: regulation of transcription by RNA polymerase II. Bases 18 to 2366 code for a protein of 782 amino acids.
GUUUUGUGUUUUUUUUUAUGUGCGAGCUAAACCAAAAUGAUUUGUGUCCAGAAAACUUUAUGCGGCAACUAAUUAUAUUAACAAAUCUAAAAAUGUACGAAUCCUACGUGUCCUGUUCUGCGUGUCACGGUCACAUAGAUGUUGGCCAAUCAACCGAGUUUCAAAACAACCUGUGCAAGUACUGUGCAGACCAAGGAAACCAAGCGGAAGCCAUGAGUGAAGUUCCGGACGACCGGAUGUCACUAGAUCAGGAGAACGCAUUGGAACGAUGGGUUUUCCAGUGCGGAUUAUGCAGUGGGGACUACUUGAACAGAGAAGCACUCUUCAAUCAUUUGCACUAUAUGCACAAUAUCGCUAAUGAACAGAAAGAACGUCACUGCAAAGACGUUUUAGUGUCUUAUGAUUUACGCGAAUGUGCGGUAUGCAAUGAUCGACGGGGCUACAGUGAGGAGCUUUUAAAAAUACACAUUGAAACAAUUCACAAGGGCAUUUGUAUUCUUUGCGCAUAUUGUGGCAAAUCUUUCCGAACGCACAAAGAAAAAUUGGAGCAUAAUUUAAAUCAUUGUGAUACAGAUUGUAGCGCAACCGUUACUCAUGCUGACGCUGAAGUACCGUUUCAGAAUGGAAGCUCAACCAUCGGGAUGCUCGACCAUGCAGGAUCUAUGUAUACACAAAUUUUCAGUAACAUAAGCAUACUUCCCGUUCUAGAGGACUCAACUUGUCGAAACAUGGAUUGUGCUGAAAAAGAUGUCCACGAUGGUCAGCAAAAUUCGGCAGCAGUUGAAGUCAUGACACAAGAUGAAGAGCCAUUUUACCAACAACAUUCUGUCACACAAGCUGAGAACGACACACACAGCAAAGAACCAACGCUAGCCCGCGAUCAGCAAACAGCUCCCCUUGAAUUGACCGGGCACAUGAAGAAGCUCACAUCUGCUGUAGUUGCUUGUAAUCAGUGUAUGGAAAAGUUCCCGAGCGAAAUUGUGCUUCAGUACCAUCGAGAUUUCAAACACGCCUGCGAAAUGGUGCCUUGUGAUAGGUGUAACGCGAUUUUGUCCUCAUAUGUUGAAUUGUAUCGUCAUAAGAAAAAAGAUCACACAAAAUAUUUCGUAUGUACAAAGUGCAAUAAAAUCUUUUACUUGGAUAAAAAGAUAACCAGACAUUGUGAGCUCGUACACGACAAUAAUGAAAGUUGUAUGGUUUUAGUCAACAAGGAGGAUCAAAGCCCAGUCGACAAGGGUACGCCAAAUGAAUCCCCAACAGGCCCCAACAGCAAAUCCAAAAGUCCUCAAUGUAAUGUAAUGAAAAUCUCUGAUGAAAAAAUUCAAACACCGCCAUCUCAGGUUGUCCUCCCGCCGAAACCCACCAUUAAAUGCUCCAUUUGUCCAAAGUUGUUUCACACGGAGGAACAAUUGAAUUUGCAUCAGAAUAAGCAUAACGAACCGAUGAUUUCCUGUGACCAAUGUACGCGUUCUUUCAUCACCGAAGUUGAAUUUCAGGAACAUCGCGAUGCUGAACAUCCCCGCAAGGACCACCUAUGCUUGAGGUGCAAAAUAAUUUCGCCGUCACAUCUCGAAUUAUAUCUGCAUAUGAAAGAUCUACAUCAAUCACGCUUCAAAUGUUCAAAGUGCAUGAUUAUCUUCCACAUCAAAGGUAAUGUUAAGCUUCACAAAAAAUUUGCGCACAAAUAUGCUUCUGUAGACCCAAAGACGAUAGUCUACACGAAGUACGAGUGUUCUUUGUGUCCGGAGACAUUCCGCUUCAAGCACUUACUGUCCCGUCACGAAAUAGCGCAUAGAACUAAACCAAAAUCUCUGCAAUACGAUUCCGAGUCGCCCGAUGAAACGGAUAGUGAGACAUCGAAGUCUGAUGCGGAAGUCUCAUCUGCCGAUAUAGCUGACCAGCUCAGUUGUCAGACAACCGGCCAGGAAAGUGACCCUUUGAAAACCUCGCAAAAAAGAAAAUAUUUAGGGGGAUUACCAUUGUCUAACCUCGAGAAUGCCAUCACAGAGAUUGUGACAGAUGUGAUCAGCUUUGGCAUGGCCAGUGUUCAGUAUGAUAUACCCAAGGCCACGUUGUACGACAACAUUCUCGGUAAGAAGAAGCGGAUGGAACGUUUGCAUGAAAUUCCUCUCAGUCCCAAGGAGGUGGAAGAACUCUUGAAAUUCAGUUGCAAAAAUCCCAAGUACAGCAAAAUCAGACACCUCCGCCAACCCUUGAAUGCUGUAAGGGAUUUCAUGACCCGGUUUCCUGUGUUUCGGGAAAAAGCCGAAGAAUUCAAGUUUGGAGACAUACCAUUCUACCGAUGGUGGUGGGCUUUCUGCCGGACGCAUGGUAUCGAUUUGUGGCGAGAAAAAGCAAGCAGGUAGGUAGGUAGAUGGAAUGACUUUUGUGUAGGCUAAUAUUUAUUUAACUUCUAUUACUUGUCACAUUCGAGUAGGCUAAAUAGGACGGUUAAUGAUUAAAAAAAAUGUAUUUAUUUUUUGUAUGAAUCCAUAUCCAAAUAAAAAUAAAAUUCACAUAAAUA